AUGGAGGCGCCACGAGGGCCAAGAGCUAACCGCUCCAAGAAGACUCUCCCGGCGGCUUUCUUCCCGUCCAAGGGCCGCCAUGUGUCGCCUCACACCGGCUCAGGUCGUGGUCUGGGAGAGAAGGCUGCGGGAUGGUCUCCAAGAACUCAUGGGGACACCGGGAGGCAACCACCGGGAGGUGACUCUCCGCCCGCACAAGGUCGCGACCUGAGCUGUGAGGACCUGACGCAGGCCGGCGAGGUCUCACAGGCUCCAAUCCGACACGACGCGCUGGUCUUCCUGUCGUCGUGCCCGCAACGCCACGGCCACUUUGCCAUCAAGAAGAUGCUCCACCCACCGACGCUUGAGCUUUUCUGCCUCAUCGAGAUCCCGGGCGCCGAGCACCAGCGCAAUGUUUUGAGGGCCUCCCUGCAGGAGUGGCUUUCUCGCUGGUGUGAGCUGCAGGUCAGCCACCCCGGGCUCCUCGUAGAGCUUCGAGAGGCGUUUUGGGAUGCCCCUCUGGGCUACCCAAUGGCCAUCCUGUGCGAGUACAUGCCACUGGGGUCACUGGAUGAUCUAAUCCAGGCCUGUGGAGGGCUUCCAGAGUUGGCCCUGCGCGAGAUCGCGCAGAUGGUGCUGGAGGCUCUGGACUUGCUGCAUUCCAUGGAGCCCCCGGUGGUCCAUGGCUGCCUCAAGCCGUCACAGGUUCUCUUCACCGCUUCUGGUAGCCCACGUCUGACCUUCGGCUUGGAGCAGCGUAUCAAGCACUCGCAGGUCGUCGCUGCUGCAUCAGGCGGUGUCCCCGUUGAUGCACCAGGUGCCGAAGCACACGUCGAGCAGUCCACAGCUGUGGACAUCUUUGACUUGGGGCUGCUCUUACUGGUGUCCGCUCUCGGCGGGAUGGACAUCCUACUUGGUGCCAUCCCCUAUGCCCGAAACCUCGGAUCGGAUCACCCGGUCUCUUCCCCCGGCUCCGGUACAGCUUCGCUGCUGCUCAAUGAGCUCCGUGGCUGUGCUACCCCCGAGGCUGCGGCAGCUGCGGCGGACAUGGGCUACUUGCCACCCGCUUCGGACCUCCUCUUCAACCGGCGUUUCUCAGGGCACUUCCUGGCGUUCGUCUCCACGUGCUUGGAGGCGCACACGCAGACUUCGCCGGUGACUGCCCGGGAUCUGCUUCAGCACGAGUUCCUCAGUGCUCCAGCGGACGGAGGUCCCCUGGUUUCUCUGCGCGAGAUGCAGGCCCUCUCCCGGAUACUCAACGAGGCACCGGAUCAGGACCCCAACCGCUUCGUCCCCGGUGGCCGGCCACAGGUCCCCGGUGUGGCCCCGAGCGUCGCCCAAAGUGCGCAGCUCUACUUAAUGAACAUCGCACAGUCCAUUGCGCCGUACUGCAACUGGUCGCUCAAUGGACUUACGCCGAGAACAGGGAUGGAUGGCACAAGCACCAGGCGGGAUGCAUCUGCGAGACGGCGUGGCUCCGCUUCCUGGGAGACCCUCUUAGCCGACUCAGCUCGUGCUUUGGGCUUGCCUCGGCAGACGGUUCUCUCGGCCCUUGAGGUUCAGCUGGAGCGACUUCGUCAAACCUCAGCGCGGUAG
Molecule: messenger RNA, 1575 nt
Organism: Symbiodinium sp. CCMP2592
Lineage: Eukaryota; Dinophyceae; Suessiales; Symbiodiniaceae
Source: the annotation of a GenBank genome assembly